Molecule: messenger RNA, 1431 nt
Organism: Kwoniella mangroviensis CBS 8507
Lineage: Eukaryota; Fungi; Basidiomycota; Tremellomycetes; Tremellales; Cryptococcaceae
Exons: 9
Coding region: 1-1431 (476 amino acids)
Source: RefSeq, a predicted model, not a curated record
AUGCUAUCGUCGUCCCAUAACCCUUCGUCUCCCACUCCGUCCAUCAAUCCAAGCAAGCCAGCACGGUCAGACAGGUGGAAACUUUUAUCAUACAAUCUUUCAAGUACUAUUCCUUACUCUCCCUUUUUCCAUAUCACGUCCAUUAUCGUCGCUUUCUUGGCCCUGGUAAUAAUCGCUCUAUGGGCUGCCGCCACCGCAGGGUUCGAACCUUAUACCGUAUUUGAUACGGAUUUCAACCGGACAGAUGACAGGCAUUGGUACACUCCGUUAUUACCUAGCAGUGUGACAGAGGGACAGAAAGGGAAACUGUGCGAUCCUGUAAUCUUUAAUGCAGGAUCUACCAUACAGACGAAUGGGAUGUACAAGAGGUUGUCAUAUACAAUAUCAGAAUACGACAUUCAUGCAGGCUUGAAAGACGAUGGAGCUCCCGCCUAUACGAGUGUUGCGUACAGGGGUAGUAGAUUGGAUAUCUGUGUGAUCUCUACUAUAUCGUUCAUCGUAGAUGUCCGAUCUGGUUUAGUCACUACAACGGCCCUCAUCACAUGCCCCGACCCAUGGCCUGCCACACUGAGUACGACGUACACCCUCACCCCUGGAGUUACAGAUACAGGCGCAUACGAGAGCGCUCCGUGGCUGGGUCAACUUGCGAUCGAUCUGGCAUAUAGAGUAGGAAAGCUGUUUGACGAUCCGACGUAUGCGAAGGAGAAUACACCUGGAAGUGUGAGGAAUGGAACAGGUAGAUGGUCAAGGAUGAGUGGUGAUUUGAACGGGUGGGGAUCAUCGUCACCGAAUUCUACCCUCCUGACCGAACCAGUCUUUCAAAUCCGAUCUUUGCUCUUAUCCAAUCCCGAGGACAUAGCAUCGGAAGACACUUCUUCGAUCAGCGGUGAAAGUCGUGGCAUCCCUCCAGUCAUUUAUUCCGAUAUGAUCGUCCCUUUAUCCAAUUUUAUAUCAGCCUUGAUAUCCACCAUCCACUCCGAUCUUGGUAUACUAGCUAAUAACGUAUUCCUCAACGAGACGGCACUCCAUCGACUCAUUCGAGAGACGGACGAAUACGUCAACACGUCGAUCUCAUUGAGAGACUAUGAUUUAUACUACGCGCAUAUGAUGUUACAUCCAAAUAGUGGGACCAUCAUCGACCCUUGGGUCACCAAUCGGACUUAUUCAGCAUUGACAGUGGCGGAUCGAGCGAUAGCUACAGCAUAUCCAUGUCAUAUUACCAGGUCGAAAGGUUUGGCGAGCUGGCUGGUCUCCGUCGUGGGUUUGACCUUCUCCAUUUGGGGCGGUUUAUGGCAAUUAUACAUGCUCAUUGUAUCUUACAUCCUGAGCAAGCGAGAGAAUUCGAAUUUUUCGAGCGCGAAUGUCAUCUCAACCUCACUCACAUCCAAACAAGUCGUAGCGAGCAAGGAGAGUAUUCCGUUAUUACCUUAG